AUGUUUUCUGCACCAUGGCAGGGUCUGCUGUUCACCCUCCUUGUGGUGUCCAAAGCUACCCACGCUGCUCACAAUAUCACCACAAUGGACGUCGGUAAUUGUGCUUGUGGUUUUUACGAUGAAGAUGCCGAUUUGUACUUCACGGAGUCGACCAUUGCCUAUUUCAACGAAUCUGGCUCGAUACCUACAGACUUUAUUGCUGAGGAAUUUGAACAUCGUUAUGACCGUGGUUGGAACAACAUGUACCGCAUGGGUGCGGCAGUGGAUAAUGUCCAAAUCGCCCAAGAUGUCACUGCUCGAAACCGCACAAGCUUGGAGCUCUCUUGCCAUCCGUCAGACAAAGACCAUCUUGUUGUCGGUUCGAGUAUACGUACUUCACGCCAGGAUAUCUUUUUCGGUUCUUUCCGUGCGAGUCUUCGACCGGCGCGGCCGUGGAUGCAGGGUUCUGUGAUUUCUAUGAAUCUAGAGCAUAAUCAGACCGAAAGCUGGCAGGUAGACGUGAUGAACACUGACAACAGCAGUGCGGCUUGGGUUGAUAUGUUGAUGCGAGGACAAUUUGCCGACAUCUGGUACGGCAUCAAUUUCACCAACCUCACAAACGAAGGUCUGUCACCAUGGUACUACACUGAGUAUCGUGUUGACUGGACUCGCGACUCGCUCAAUUAUUACAUUGGCGAUGUACUGAGAACAAGCUACAAUACUUCUGUGAAUUCCAGCAUUCCGGCAACACCGGCACCACUAAAGUUCCAGCAUUGGUCUCUAGGAAACAAGUACACCUCCCAGGGUCCGCCCUCUUUCACAAAUCUCGCGAACGUUGCAUACGCGAGACUAUUCUUCAACUCAUCUACUUGGAACGAUACCACACGCGCUGCUUAUGAUGAGAGAUGCUCUAUACAGCAAGCCUGCCGCAUGGACGAUCUCUCCUUGCGUGGGGCUUCACCUUCUGAUCCCAAAAGCCUGGAACCUUGGAAGCAAUAUCAGCCUCCAUACAAGAUCAGAUGGGCACCACUCAUCAUUGACAUCGUGAUGGCGGCCAUUUUUGUGGUUCUCACAGGCAAGACUCUUUGGCGACGAUUUACCUGGCACAAAUUCAUGGUCUUUCUGGGCGUCCAUAAACGAGAUCCUCCCCAGUCGAGAUCAUUUGACACACCACCACGCUCAACCUCAUUGAUUGACAGAGACCCACAAACCAAUGCCGAGUCCGACGAGGGUCGUAUCUCUCCCGCGUCGCCUACCAGUGACCGGGCUAAUCUGUCUCGCAAUGAGUCCUUCGCCACUCUGCCUCCGUAUCGGGGUUCUCAGACUCCUCUGCCUCAAUACCAGAGUCCUGCCGUCUCUCGCCGACCUUCAUUAUCAAAUAUGGCUAGUCACUCAUUUGCUUACCCAGCGAGCCUGAGUGGUACUAUUCAGGGUGAAUCGUCUCGAGCGGCUUCCCGCACACCCUCUCUACACGCUGUCCCUAUGAUGGACCAUUCAGCUACUCCAGGUCAAGAGGUCUACUCAAGCCCUAUGCAAGCUGAAGACAGCUCCGACAAGAACAAGGCAGCUGUCAAGACUGAGGCUGCUGAGGUCGCCAAAGAUGCACAGACGAAACCAAAAGAAACCGGUAAAGAUAGCAAACCGGCGGCCGGCGCCGCUGCAGUUUCUGCAAAACCACCUCGUGUCGACUACUUGGCAGGUUUUAUUUCAAUUAGUGCCGUUCUGGUCACAGCCAAUCACUUUGGCUUGACGUAUUUCAGUGCUGUCAUUAUCCCCGGUGACUCUGCGCACUACCAAAGUGAAACUAUUGCACGAAAGACAUUUGCUACCUACUUCCUUGACCCCCUUUGGAUUGGCCCUUUUUUGAUGAUUUCCACUCGUUUCUUAACGUCAAACUACAUUCGUACCGGAAAGCUUGACAACAUGGCACAGAAGAUUGUUGCACGUCCAUUCCGUCUAUUGACGCCUGUCGCCUCUAUUGCUUUCUUGGAGUACUUUCUCAUGGAUGCUGGUGCUCUCAAUUGGCUUGAAUACCUUCCAUCAGUAACAUGGUCAGACUGGCCUUUUACUUCCAUUCCUAAGAAUCCCGGUACAUUCAUCUCGGAGAUUAUUCAACUCGCCUUCUUGAUCCCGAAUGCGGCCCCUAUGAUCACAAUCAACUACUGCACUGGUGUGUUGUGGACUAUUCCCGUGCAGUUACAGGGUGCAUGGCAGACAUUGCUUGGUCUGAUAAUGAUCCGUCAGAUCAAGACUCCAUGGAAGAGAUUUUCUUUCUAUCUUUUCUGCACAAUCAUGCACUGGUAUGCUCUCUCAUGGGGUAGUUAUUACUACGUCGGUAUUCUUCUCGCCGAUCUAGAUAUAACCUACAAAUACAAGCAGAAAUGGCUCAAUCCCCGACCAUGGGUCUUCUGGCCGCUGCUGAUUCUCAUGAUCUGUACCGCCAUUGCAAGUUUCAGUAUUGAUUUGGUUACGCAGCACAAUGGCGUCAACUACGCACAGAUCGAAUAUGGAUGGCAUCCUGAUCCACAUACAGGUCUCAGCUUAGUCCAGGCCAGCGCUGCUGCAUACCCAGACUACUUUAUUCCUCGUCUGAACGCAUUUUUGGCCACAAUUACCAUGCAGGGUGUUGUUGAGAUUUCGCCUACAUUGCAGAAACUGCUCUCCGCUAAAUUCCUGCAAUGGCUGUUCCCUCACAUUUUCAGUAUCUACUUGAUUCACGGUUUCAUUAUGUGGUCUGUCGGAUCAUGGACGAUGAUUUCCAUGUUCUCCCAUGGCUAUCCGUAUUGGUUAUGUACCUUGAUCACCGCGAUUGUUUGCUAUGGUACUCUCUUCGCGGUACUACCAAUUCUCACUCCUCCAAUUGAAGCUCUUGGUAAGGGGUUCACCCAGAGACUUUGGCAAUUCGCUAGCUUAGAACCUGUGGAGCGAAAGCCGACUACAUACCCCUUCGGCGAGGAGUUCUUGACUACGCGUGGCCAGCUUCAUACAUCUAAACCUAGCAGCUUGGAUGGAGUAUUACCUUCCUCUGCUUCUUCGGCUUCGGGAGGCGUGACAGUGUUGAAUGAGAAGGAUAUGACUGGGAAGGGGAAGGAGGCUGAAUUGACCGUGAGAGAGCUCAAAAAUGGGCGAAUCAUGGAAAACAUCAAAGAGUUUUAA
Molecule: messenger RNA, 3135 nt
Organism: Talaromyces stipitatus ATCC 10500
Lineage: Eukaryota; Fungi; Ascomycota; Eurotiomycetes; Eurotiales; Trichocomaceae
Exons: 1
Coding region: 1-3135 (1044 amino acids)
Biological process (GO): carbohydrate metabolic process
Molecular function (GO): hydrolase activity, hydrolyzing O-glycosyl compounds
Source: RefSeq, a predicted model, not a curated record